This is a messenger RNA of Drosophila bipectinata, 2189 nucleotides long. It is a transcript of the gene nes, whose product is annotated as lysophosphatidylcholine acyltransferase 3 protein nessy. Gene Ontology annotation, biological process: lipid modification; phosphatidylcholine biosynthetic process. Gene Ontology annotation, molecular function: 1-acylglycerophosphocholine O-acyltransferase activity; lysophospholipid acyltransferase activity. The record is from RefSeq and is a predicted model, not a curated record. NCBI's taxonomy places the organism in Eukaryota, Metazoa, Arthropoda, Insecta, Diptera, Drosophilidae. Gene Ontology annotation, cellular component: membrane.
UCGGCCAACUUUUAGAUUUAGCUUAAGCCGCUCGAUUGUUUCUCCCCAUUCACUUUUUUCGACUCUUGGCCAUUAAAUCAAUAAGCAUAAAUUAUUUAAAUUGACGCGGGUGACAAAUUUAGCAUGCCGGAAUACAUGGAGGUCUUGCCCCACCGCGGCCUGAUGGAUGGAAUAGCUGAGACGGCGGGCGUUCCCGUGGAGGCGCUGCGACUGCUGCUCACCAUUCUGGCAGGCUACCCAAUCGCUGCCUUCUAUCUUAAAUUUCUGACCAGCAUAAACGAUAAGGUGGUGCAUCACAUGUUCUUUGCCUCUUGCGGCGCUGGACUGUGCUACUUCAACUAUGGCAACGACACAUAUCACUCCAUUCUGGGCAUCAUGACCACUUAUUUCCUGGCCCUGUUUCUGCGCAAAGCAACGACCAUCUUUCUGACGAUAAACUUUAUAUUCCAUAUGACAUAUUUGCUGCUGGGCUACUACUACACCGCUAGCAACGAGUACGACAUACUGUGGACGAUGCCCCACUGCAUUUUGGUGCUGCGCAUGAUUGGCUUUGGCUUCGAUUUAACCGAUGGCUUGAAAAGCGAAGAAUCCUUGUCCAAGGACCAGAAGGAAACGGCCCUGAAGGAACUGCCAUCGCCGCUGGAACUGCUGGCAUUCGCCUACUUCCCUAGUGGAUUUCUGGUGGGACCUCAGUUUCCCUACCGCCGGUAUCAGAACUUCAUCAAUGGCCAGUACCGGGGCUACGAGGGAAGCCUUGAGGCGGGCUUACGACGCUUUGGAGCAGGAGCCUUCUACCUCAUUGUGUGUCAAGUUGGUCUGAGCUAUCUCCCCGAUUCGUACUUCCUCACCCCGGAAUUCGCCGGCGAGCCAUUCUUCAACCGGAUCUAUAUGCUGGGAUUCUGGGCCAAGUUCAGCCUGUACAAAUACAUAUCCUGCUGGCUGCUCACCGAGGGAGCCUUGAUCUGCAUCGGACUGACCUACAGGGGCGUGGACAGCGAGGGAAAUCCCGACUGGUCGGGCUGCAGCAACGUCAAGUUGAAGCUCCUGGAAACGGGCAACACGAUGGAGCACUACGUGCAGAGCUUUAAUGUCAACACCAACCAAUGGGUGGGGCAGUACAUCUACAAGCGGCUAAAGUUCCUCAACAAUCGCACGAUCAGCUAUGGAGCAGCGUUGGGUUUCCUGGCCGUCUGGCACGGCUAUCACAGCGGCUACUACAUGACCUUCCUCAUGGAAUACAUGGUUGUGAGCACCGAAAAGCAAAUCGCUCGCUUCUACACCAAAGUGGUGCUGCCCAAGUGGGGUCACAUUCUCGAGAACUCGGACAUCUACAAGCUUGUGUAUUUCCUGGCCCUGAAGUCCUACAACAUUGUCUACAUGGGCUGGUGCCUGGUGGCCUUUGUUUUCCUCAAAUACGAGCGAUGGAUUGUGGUUUACGGGGCAGUGAACUACUACGGAUUUCUUGUCCUAAUCGGUUGGGCGGUCUUCUAUCACUCCUACCGACAACUCGCCAGAGGAGAAUCGCGCCGAGAAGCUGGCGAGGAUAGAAGGGUGCAGCAGAAAAAGAGCGAAGAAAUCUCCGCAGCGGGAGGAACCCAAUCGGAGGAAAAGAAACCGGAAGAAAAAAAGGCUGAUUAGCGGAGGGGAGCGAGAGGGAGCGUCUGCUUUAAAGACAUUUCAAAAUUUUAGUUUUGCCUUGACAAUUAUUUGGAAAUCGUAAUGUUAAUUAAAUUGGAACUGUAGAUCUACUAACCAAAUAAGUUUUACCAAAUAAUAUGCCACUGUAACUAGAAGUUUGUUAAAUAGCCGUUGAAGAGCAAUUUUGUACACAUAUAUAGAUCGUCGGCCUAGUCAAGGAGGAGUUAUCCCCAACAAAAUAGUGUAUUUCGAGGAAGCAAACGCACUGUCAGUCGUAUAUAUGUUAUGGAAUUGUAAAUUAAGUGUUAAUGAAAACAACUAGCAACUAGACAGAUCAAAUGUGAGACUUAAUUAAGACCUGAGUCCGAAUCAAACAACUCUGCUACAGAUGAAAUGUACUUGAACUUCAAAUCGAGAUUUACCUAAGCCAUAAAGUAUAAAGUUUUAUACAACGCGAACGAUGAUGCAAAGAUAUGUAUAUUUUGAUAUGCUCACGCAAAGUGCAAAUUUCAAUAAUUGAAAAACGGAAUAAAUGCAAUUAUUUUUAGGUA